Molecule: messenger RNA, 2140 nt
Organism: Erigeron canadensis
Lineage: Eukaryota; Viridiplantae; Streptophyta; Magnoliopsida; Asterales; Asteraceae
Product: transmembrane 9 superfamily member 3-like
Exons: 8
Coding region: 90-1868 (592 amino acids)
Biological process (GO): protein localization to membrane
Cellular component (GO): membrane
Source: RefSeq, a predicted model, not a curated record
UAUAUAAGUCAUCCAUUAAACACAGAUUCACAAAAUAUGUAAAGAUCGCAUCUGGGCUGCAUCCACACUGAAUCAGAUCAACCAAAAAAAUGUCGGUGGCGAUGCGGUGGUUCACGGUGGCGCUGCUGCUAGUAGUUGCAGCUAUCAGCAUUCAAGAAACAAUUGCAAAAUCAGAUCAUAAAUAUAAACCUGGUGAUGAAGUCCCUAUUUAUGCCAAUAAAGUUGGUCCCUUUCAUAACCCCAGUGAAACAUAUCGCUUUUUUGACCUGCCUUUCUGUUUACCAGCUCAUUUAAAGGAGAAACCCGAAGCUCUCGGUGAAGUACUGAAUGGAGAUCGUUUAGUCAGUGCUCCAUAUAAGCUUGACUUUAUGGUUGAAAAGGAUUCCGAAAUUGUUUGCAAGAAAACACUUACAAAGGAGGAAGUAUCUAAGUUCCGAAGUGCUGUUACCAAGGAUUAUUACUUUCAGAUGUACUAUGAUGACUUGCCUUUCUGGGGAUUUCUAGGGAAAGUUGAAAAGGAAAAAGCUGAUCCCAAUGAGGAGAAAUAUUAUCUAUUUAAGCAUCUUCACUUUGAAAUUCAUUACAAUAAAGAUCGUGUCAUAGAAAUUAAUGCAAAAGCCGAUCCUACUGCUGUCGUGGAUCUCACUGAAGACAAGGAAGUCGAGGUGGAGUUUAUGUACACAGUGAGGUGGAAAGAAACAACAAUUCCUUUCGAGAGUAGAAUGGAGAAGUACUCGCAGUCUUCUUCACAGCCACAUCACUUGGAAAUCCAUUGGUUUUCAAUUAUUAACUCAUGUGUUACAGUCCUCCUCUUAACCGGUUUCCUUGCCACAAUUCUUAUGCGGGUCCUUAAGAAUGACUUUGUCAAGUAUGCGCAUGACGAAGAGGCAGCAGAUGACCAAGAGGAAACCGGAUGGAAAUACAUUCAUGGUGAUGUUUUCAGAUACCCAAAGUACAAGUCAUUGUUUGCUGCUGCCCUAGGUUCUGGUACCCAACUGUUUGCUCUUUCACUUUUUAUCUUUGGACUGGCUCUUGUUGGUGUAUUUUAUCCAUACAAUCGAGGAGCUCUGUUUACUGCUUUGGUUGUCAUAUAUGCACUUACAUCCGGAAUUGCGGGCUAUACUGCAGCCUCCUUUUAUCACCAGCUUGAAGGAACUAACUGGGUGAGGAACUUACUAUUGACUGGCUGCCUGUUUUGUGCACCUCUAUUUCUUACGUUUUGCUUUCUAAACACUGUUGCAAUUGCUUAUACUGCUACCGCCGCUCUGCCAUUUGGUACAAUCGUGGUGAUUGUAUUGAUUUGGACUUUGGUGACAUCACCAUUGCUAGUUUUGGGGGGUAUUGCUGGGAAAAACAGCAAGGCUGAGUUUCAGGCUCCUGUUCGAACCACUAAAUAUCCUAGAGAGAUCCCACCACUGCCAUGGUACCGCAAAACUAUCCCUCAAAUGGCCAUGGCUGGUUUUCUUCCUUUCAGUGCAAUCUACAUUGAGCUUUACUACAUAUUCGCAAGUGUGUGGGGCCACAGGAUAUAUACCAUUUACAGUAUCUUAUUUAUAGUUUUUAUAAUUCUCCUCAUCGUCACCGCCUUUAUCACGGUCGCAUUGACUUAUUUCCAACUUGCUGCUGAAGACCAUGAAUGGUGGUGGAGGUCUUUCCUAUGUGGUGGCUCAACUGGAGUUUUCAUCUAUGGAUAUUGCUUGUAUUACUAUUAUCAACGUUCUGACAUGUCUGGAUUCAUGCAAACCUCAUUUUUCUUUGGUUAUAUGGCUUGUAUCUGUUAUGGUUUCUUUCUGAUGCUUGGGAUGGUUGGUUUCCGUGCGGCUUUGUUCUUUGUCCGACACAUAUACCGCUCUAUCAAGUGUGAAUAGAAACUCAAUCUUCAAUCUUCAGUGCUCUAUCAGGAGCUGCUGCCCAGUGUGAAAGUUUAGAGGUGACCAGGACCAACUUACAUGUCGCCAAGAUAUCAAAGGCUGUUGUUCAAUCUGUUCCCUUCCAAUUAUGUUUACUAGGUCAAUAAGAUAAUAUGAUGUUUUAUAUGUAAGUUCUUGCACUGUUUUUCUUUUCGUUUGAAGAGUAGGAAGGUAGUAUGAACUAUACCGACUCGAUUUUUGACCUAUAUAUAGAUCCUUUACACCUUUAA